Molecule: messenger RNA, 4354 nt
Organism: Aspergillus nidulans FGSC A4
Lineage: Eukaryota; Fungi; Ascomycota; Eurotiomycetes; Eurotiales; Aspergillaceae
Product: transport protein particle complex II subunit TRS130
Exons: 4
Coding region: 1-4302 (1433 amino acids)
Biological process (GO): Golgi vesicle transport
Cellular component (GO): Golgi apparatus; cytosol; TRAPPII protein complex
Source: RefSeq, a predicted model, not a curated record
AUGGACUCUCUACCCCAGGCCGCUUCAAACAGUGUCACCGUUGAGUAUACUGAUCCAUCGGGUCUCUUUUCCUCCGUCCAGCCGAUCAUCGCCCACAAGCUACCUCUGCGAAACCUACACUGGAAGUCUCCCACUCGCCCCGUCCGAUCAAUCGAGUCCCUCCGUAUCGGGUUCACACCAGCCAAAACCGAGACCGAUGAGCGUAAGCCAUCUAGCGACGCGCCGGGAGGCACGGUUACCCACCGGCGUCAUCAGAUUCCUGGACUGCGGCAGACGCCUUACUUGAAGAUCUACAUCCUCCGGUGCGACGAUAACGACACGUAUAAGAACUCAGCUAGGAAAGCGUUGCGAGAGUGGAUUAAGAGCCAUGGCUCAUCUUCGACGUCUAGUACCGCUGCCACCAGCCAGGAGAAACACGACGCAUUCGAGUGGCUUAUCUUACAUGUUGUCCAGGAUGGUGAUGGGACUGAGAAGGUAGCGACGUCGAAAUGGGGUCGCACGACCACGACCGUCCUGGAAAAGGUGAAGGCCGAUUUCAACGGGACUUCGAAAACAGCGAUCGAUCGUGUGGCGCAGUUACGCCUUCCGAAGCCGGGUAAUACACAGAAGUCUCCGGAGUUGGCUGAUCAGAUUGAAGACUUCGUUGAGAAGGUGAAGAAUGGGAUUCUGGCGUCAUUUGAUCUUCGAGUUGCCCAGUACGAGGAAGAUAUUAAGGAGAAGGACUCUCAGCGCAGCUUGCCGGGCUGGAAUUUCUGCACCUUUUUUAUACUGAAGGAGGGUCUUGCUAGGGGCUUUGAGAAUGUCGGACUGUUUGAGGAUGCACUGGUUGGGUAUGAUGAGCUGGCUGUUGGACUCGAUGCUGCAAUCCAAGAACAGCUCGCCGGCUCCAGUGAGCAGCAUGGCAGUGCCUUUCUAACAUACAGCAAGGACUGGCGGGAACGGGCGAAGGCUGCCUUGGAUGCCCAAGCGAAUGUGCAAAGCCCUGACGACGGUGAUGAGGUGGCUCCGAUUUCCGACAUUGACCCGGCGGACUUCCCACUUGAUCCCAAUAGGAAGCCAUAUAGAGAGGAGAUUCUUUCCAGCAAUAUCUCGAUCUUCGAUUUCCGCACCUACGUUUUCUCUCGACAAUUGACCCUCCUUCUCAGGGCGUCAAGAGCGCCAUCAAUCGUCAGUGACGAUGCGGAUACCAAUCAGAAAUCAGGAACAGGAAAAAAGAAACCCGAAGACCUGAUGCUUCUGGCUGAAGUCUGCGAGCGAGCGACCGAAUUUAUCAGCCUUGCUGCACGGACACUCCGAUCUGAUCUAGAAGGUGGCCUUGCGGAGGUGGAGCACGCCGCAAAGUCGGAGGUCAUAAACAAUUUGGUUUCGUCAUGGGCCUAUGCUGCUGCGUCGCAGAUUCUAGUACAGACAUUUACCCCGGCAUUGACAUUGCCAGAGUCAGCUUUACACGCUGUGGAUGGUCCUGAACAAAAGCAGGGUGUUCCCAAGCGUACGAGCUCCCUUGUCAUGCCUAAUAAUCGCCAGUCCCGUCCCGUGAAAUCUGAAAUGCUACCCUCCAAUGCCCUUUCUUCAGUUCAUGAGCAAGUGGGAUAUGAAGGGCCGAAGCUCACUCCUAAGACGGGCUCGGAGCAGCUAGCUUCUGGAAGGGGUGAACUGUUUUUGUUGGCCCGAAGAUUUCUUGAAGAAAUCGCCGGCCGAUGCGGGUGGAAGGAAACCUGGACUGAUCUCGGCCUUCUUUUUGACGAGAGCUCUGAAUCUGGGAAUAUGGCCGAAAUUGCUCUGGACGACGAAGACUCAAAGCCAACGAAAGAGCUCCAGCCCGUCAACACUUUAAAAGGGAUCGACUUGUCGCAAUUGAAGGAGGCACUGAAGUCUCGAAAGGCAUUCCGUGCCUACUAUGAAGAGCUUACUGAUCAAAUGUAUCGUCACCAUAUCGCGGCAAACCGCAUAAACUCAACGCAUACAGCGUUGGCUGAUAUGGCCGUUCUGCGCUUCCGGCAGAGCGACUACGGUGCGGCUGCUUCGUAUUGCCAUCAGGUUGCUCCGUUUUACGGCAAUAAGUCUUGGACUAUUCUAGAGGGAGUUAUGUUGGAGGUGUACGCGCGGUGUCUUAAGGAGCUAGGUCGAAAUGACGAGUACGUUCGAAUGAUGGCGCGGCUUCUGGCAAAAUAUGCUGCGCAUACCCAAUCCAGAUUAUCGACUCGGCAGAAGACGCUAGAUGCUUCUUCAAUCUUUUCAGAGCAGGAGCUGCUCUCUGAGUAUGUGGAGGAGCUGUUCCGGGCGGCCGGUGAGCUGCAAAAGGAGGUCUCCGCUCCUUUGACGGAUUUUUUUGGAGAGCUAGAUGUCAAGCCUGGUAUCCUUCAUUACAAAGAUCGGGACGGCUUCCAGCUACAACUACAUCUACGGUUCCUUCUAGGAAAACGUAUCGAUGUUGACUCGAUCAAAAUCCGACUUGUUAGCGCUAAUGCCAGCGCCCAAAGCAGUGAAUGUUGGAUAGAGACGUCAACCAAGACGACCAUCAAAUCGUCGCCAACUAAAAUCUUGGUUGAUUCAUCGACAACUCUGCAAGGUAAAUAUUAUGUGGACCGCGUCGAGACGCGGACAGGGAACCUGCUAUUCUCCAUGAGUGGCGGAGCAAAUGCCAACCUGCCAUUGGGAUUUAGGGAAGAUGUUGAUGAGGACGAAGACACUCGGUCAUAUAUUCUGUGUUACCCACCUCCAGAAGGCUUGCAAGCAAGGAUCGAGGCGCCUCAUCUGGUGAACUUGGAAGCCAUGCGUACGCUUGAACUGGAGCUUAACAGCGGAUGGAAUGACAUCAAGACAGGAGUUCUCCGAGUACGGCCCGCAACGGCAGGACUUCGACUCAGAGUUACGGAGGCAGAGGUAGUAGAAGGCGACAUUGAUAUAAACGCCAACAACGAGUCGGGGAAUAUCGAAUUCAGCCAUUUAAGGCCGCACUCGGUCGUACGUUGCCGCAUUCCAUAUACAGUGGAGGAGCACCCCGCGACGCUCUCUGCAAGGGCCGAGGUCACAUACCAGACAGAACAAGGACGGUUCUCCUACUCGUCUGCGCAUAACGUUGUCUCUGCUCUGCCGAUCAGUGUCAAUGUGCAGGAUGUCUUCAAACAGGAUGUGCUGUUCUCGCGGUUCACCGUCAGCCCAGCCACGAUGAUCCCGCUUUGGCUAUCCAAAUGUAGCAUUCCUAGUUCGGAUGUCUAUGAAGUGCAGUCGAACGUCGGCGACAAUGUUGCCAUGAGGGUAUUCCCCAAGCAACCGGCCUCGCUGCUCUACAAGAUCCAGCCGCGAAAAGACAUCGUUGCCUCUCCUGGGUCGAGGAGAGCCCUGCGGCUCACUGUCGACUUUACCUGUGUGGAUGACGAGUGCUUCGACACGGUGGAGAAGACAUUCAAAGAAAGCAUUUCCAAGAGUGAAUUCGCACAGUACACGAGCCUCCUCACGCCACAUCUCGUCGAAGCCUUCCGAAGCCAGCUCUCACCCCCUGAAAUGGAGGUCAUCGGGCUUGUGCGGGAGAUCGAAACGCUGCCGUACGCGGCAGUCCGCUGGGAAGGAUUGUUGAGCGCGCUGAAGGAGCCACUGGACGGCCUACGGGCUUGGCUGAAGCAGUGGCAUGAUAAUCAUCUGAUCCUCUCUCUCCCACCGCAACCGUCCAUCCGACGGCGCCACAUCAUCAUCCCCGUCGACAUUCCCGAAAUCCAAGUCGUCCUCACGGCAGAGCUCCGACUGACAAAUCUCCCCUCGCAAGCACCCUAUGCCGCCGUAGGUCAAACCAUCACGGCCGAGUUGCGACUCUCACAUACCCGCCGCUGGUGCUCGCCCGACCAGCGCGAGAACGGAGACGGCCCACUGGAAUUCUCGUACGAACUGCAUGCCAACCCAGACCUGUGGAUGGUGGGUGGACGACGGAGGGGAAACUUUACUGCGAGCGAGGGCGAAACAAGGACGUUCGCUAUUAUGCUGCUGCCGCAGAAGGCGGGACACCUGCUGCUCCCGGGACUGGAGAUUAGGAGCUUUGUGCCGUCACCGCUGCAGUCGCCGUCGACCAGCGCAGCCACGGUGGCGGGAACGGGUGCGGUAGCGGGGCCGGGAACGCCAGGACCAGGCCACGGGCAAAACGUGCAGGUGCAGCGAAGGCCGAUCGGAAGCGAGGUCAACUACCGCAACCACGGCGAGACGGUGCUCGUAUUACCAGAUCUGCGGGGCACGACAGUGAGCCUGUCUGGAGGAGGGCAAGGGUCGUGGUUGAUCGACUCGGAGAGAAGGGUUCACCAGCCAACAGCAUAGUGUACAGUCAACUAUCUUCACAUAGUCCACCUACUAUAGAUUCCAUUUACGA